This is a messenger RNA of Strongylocentrotus purpuratus (purple sea urchin), 5174 nucleotides long. Its product is annotated as sushi, von Willebrand factor type A, EGF and pentraxin domain-containing protein 1. Lineage: Eukaryota; Metazoa; Echinodermata; Echinoidea; Camarodonta; Strongylocentrotidae. The transcript has 24 exons. The record is from RefSeq and is a predicted model, not a curated record. Bases 356 to 4906 code for a protein of 1516 amino acids.
UUAUUGCAGCGCCCUCCCCGGCAGCAAUGACGUCCUGACGAGUUGUCCAGAUGGCACUAUUCGCGGGUCUAAGUGCACAUUCAGUUGCCAUACCGGUUAUGAAGUUGCUGGUUCACAUACAUCUCAAUGUCAGUCGGUCGGAAGUUCCGGGUCUUGGAGUUAUCCUGUACCUUCCUGUGACUCGCUGAAAUGCUACAACGUCAUCGCUCCGCAGAAUGGCAAGGUUGUUGGAACAUGCUCAACCGACUAUGGUUCAACUUGUCGUUUCGACUGCAACGAGGGAUACGUUAUCAACAAUGAUGAAAUCAAAUGCUCAUCUCAACCCGGAAGUUCAACGGCAUACUGGGAAGGACAAAUGCCGUUUUGCUCUAUCAUCAACUGCACGAAGCCCACAUUGACUACAGGUCUACAGGUGACUUCUACGCAGUCGUGCCCGGUUACGAGCGAGGUCACAUAUGGCAGUCACUGUUCGUUCACCUGCUCACGUGGUUACUACAUUGAAGGGGACCAAGUCCUGUCCUGUCUGAGUGACGGAUCCUGGAACCAAUCUGCCCCAACCUGUCACGCUGUCAAUUGUACGAGCAGCGACAUACCAGUCCCUGCUAAUGGCGUGAAGACUGGGUGCUCGAACGCAGUUGAAACGUAUGGAACGGUUUGUUCAUUCUUUUGUAACAUUGGUUACCUACCCGACUCGCCUGUGUACCGAACAUGUGAUGAUGAUGGCACGGGAUCAGGAGUUUGGGAUGGCGGACCAGUGACCUGUACAAUCGUGAUGUGCACCGCUUUUGAUAAUCCAAGAAAUGGGAGCAUAUCUGAAUGUUUAUACGGGGGCGUACCACAAAAUAUCACAAAGGAGCAAAAGUACGGCACAGUCUGCAGCAUGCACUGCAACAAUGGCUUCACUUGGACGUCAGGUUCUGCGUCAAGGAUGUGUACUGCGUCAGGAACGUGGGAUGGUGCUGAUACAAUUUGUGAGGACAUAACACCACCAGUGCUGGCAUGCCCAUUAGAUCGGGACAUAGUUGCUGAGGAAGGGACGGUCUACGGAAACGUGCCAUGGGAUGAAUGGGAACCACUCAUGGCGACUGAUGGUGAUUUGGAGAUUGAAUCCAAUCUAGUGAGUAUAGGUUCAGUUCCAGUGACCACCUCUCCCACAAGCCUCGUAGAGGGCGCCCACCAGAUCACCUAUGGUGUCUUCGACUCUGCAGGGAAUGAGCAGACUUGUUCAUUUGUUGUGACGACACGAGUGAUUAGAUGCCCCGGUCUACCCGUUCCUGAGCAUGGCAGUAUUCACCUAGGUUCUGGAGGAGGAGACUGCGUAGGGGGCGCUGUCUAUGGAUCAUCCUGCGUGUAUGGAUGCGACGUCGGAUACCAGCUUUUCGCAGGGAAUGGCAACUUUUCCAGGAACUGUCUCCGCAACAAUUCAAUUGAUCUGGUUGGAUAUUGGGACGCUGAUCAACCAACUUGUCUAAUCCAAAACUGCACUCUCCCCGCUGUGAUGAAUGUUCAUAGCCCUGACUGCCUCACCACAGCAGUUGGAUACGGUACAAACUGCGAGUUCGAGUGUGACCGAGGAUAUACCACUCUAAUCGAUGUAGAUCAUGUUAACCGCAGCUGCCAGGCAGAAUCAACAUGGGGCGGUAGUGACUUUAACUGCAGCGUUGUGAUCACGUGUCCUGCUCAACUCUCAUUGGAAUUUGGUCGCGUGAUACCCCCUGAAUGCUCUAACAGCACGGAUAUGAAGUUCGAUACCGAGUGCGAGUACUCCUGUGGUAGCGGUUUCCUCUUACAUGGACCGAGCAACAUCAGGUGUAACCCUGACGGCAGUUGGAACGACCUACGACAACCCUACUGCGAAGAUAUUCAAAAUCCAAUCUUUAGUGCCCCCUGUCCUGUACAUGUAAGGGUGGAUGCUCAGCGAGGUACGACGUAUGCCAAUGUGACCCUGGUGCAGCCAGAAGCUCGGGAUAACUCUGGCAAUGUGAACGUCUCAAGAAUUGGACCAAAAGAUACGAUUUUUCACGAGGGUGUAACGACCGUUCCUUAUCUUGCUUCGGAUGCCUCAGGAAAUGAAGCAAGAUGUGACGUCAUCGUGACAGUUACAGUCUACAGAUGUCCAACGCCCAAGGCUCCAGUAGAGGGCUUCGUAACAAAUUGCUCCAAAUUAUUCUAUGGUAGCGCGUGUUCCUUUGGAUGUAACAUUGGUUAUGACCUCAUCGGAAGUGAAACACUGACCUGUGAUUUGACGCAAGGAGGAAUGGGACCAAACGCAACUUGGAACGAACAUUCACCGACUUGUCAAAUUCGAACUUGUGUUGCUGUCCGAUUGCAACCUCCUGCCGCUAAGGCCGGCUGUGACAAGAACCCACCGCUUACAGAAGACUAUGACACAGUUUGCACCUUCACAUGCCCGUACGGAUUCCGGGGUAUAGGGGACAGUCGCUCCAGAUGUGACGAGAAUGGAAAGUGGAGCAGUACUAAUUUUACGUGUGAACGAACCCCUUGUUCACCCCUAAGUGCUCCAUCAGGGAUGACCAUUACCCCUAGCUCUUGUACCACGGAUCCUAGAUACGGUGAUACCUGUACCCUUCAAUGCUCAAGAUCAGGCUUUGAGGUAUAUCCCCAGAGCUCAUCAAGUGUAACAUGCUCGGGUAAUGAAAGGUGGAACAAGAACAUCCUCUCUACAUCAUGCAAAGAUGUAGAACCACCAGUCUUCACACAGUGUCCGAACGACUUUGUUAGGCACCCUGGCCGCAGUUCUACUUCUGCCUUCGUCUCGUGGACAGUAGCUGCUACAGACAAUGAUGCUAUUGGUCCAACAGUAUCAUGUGACCAUCCUUCGAAUGUCAGUAUGCCCUUGGGUCAACAUCCGGUGACAUGUAUAGCCGCUGAUCGAAGUGGUUACACCGAAGAUUGUUCAUUCAUCGUUACCGUAGAAGUUCGACAAUGCAAACCGUUGGUUCAACCUGCUUUUGGCGCCCUGAACGGAUCAUGUGACACCGUCUAUGGUUCUUCAUGUCACGUGACCUGUAUCCUCGGUUAUCACUUGAACGGUUCAAGUUCGGCAUCUUGUGAAUUUAACGGCACCGAUAUGUAUUGGAUGUGGGACAUGGAACCGCACUGCCAAGCUAACUGGUGCCCUCCCGUCGCAUUACCGUCCAUGCUGGCUGUGUAUCCAGACUCUUGUUCUCUGGAUGCCAGGGUAGCGGUUGGUACUGUCUGUACGUGUUACUGUACUGGUGGUCUGAGCUUGGUCGGCAAUGACACGACUGUGACAUGCCUCAUAGACGGUCAGUGGGAUCGACAGAUAGAUGCAGGAGCGAUGACGUGUAAAGAUAAAACACCUCCAGUGAUCACAUUCUGUCCUGGUGUCGUCAACACGGUUCGCACUCAAUACUGGGGCGUUGAAGUCACCUUUGACCUUCCGACAGCCCACGACACGGUCGACCCUCAUCUCGAAAUCGUGACCGACCCGGCUGAUUUAGAAUCCCCUUAUAAUUUCACCUCCAAUACUGCAUGCAGAUACACCUUUGUCGAUGACUCUGGGAAUAAAGCUACAUGUGUCUUUGACGUCGACAUUAAAGAUUUGGUAGAACCUACCUUUGUGUACUGUCCUCCUGAUCAGAACAUAACAACUAGCCAGCAGAUGACAUUGGUCACGUGGGACGAGCCCAUAGUUCAGGAUAUUCCCGGGGAUGACGUAUUGAUCACGUGUAACUACGACACCAAUCAGGUGACGUUGCCCUGGGGAGAAAAUGAAAUUGUCUACAAAGCUACAAACUUGAAUAAUGCAUUUCAGAAGGAGUGCAAGUUCAUAAUCAUUAUCGUACCAUUCCCAUGCACGGAACUUCACCCUCCCCAGCAUGGGGCUUUGUCGUGUGAUACUUGGCUGUUCAGCCGCUAUUGUAGUGUGUCGUGCGACGAGUCCUUCGAUAUACCACGUUCGAGUUCUUUACACCAACCUACAACGCUUUAUGUCUGCGGUACUUCUGGUUUGUGGACUCCACAUGCAUACGUUGCUGACUGUUCCCAGACCCGUGACCCUCGUCGUAGUAAUCUCCCGUCUGCCCUGCAGUACUACACAGGAACUUGCGAAAGUCCAGUGACCACGGAGGACAUCGCAGAGGCCUUCAUCACCAUCCUUCGCGGGUCGAUGUUCAGGGAGGCUUGCGAUAAGGAGAACGAAUGCCUGGUCGAAAACGUGGCCGUGUGGUGCGGAGGCGCCGUUGCUCGCGGUAUGGUAAAGCGCAGCUCGGAAAUACAGAGACGGAGAAAGCGAAAUGCCAAUCAGGAGAUCGACAAGGAUUUGGACUCAAUGCGACAGAAGUUCCAGAACAACGACAUGGAUAAGGGUGGCACCACCACUGUCUAUCUGGAUAUUGCGAUACGGAACAUACUAGAUAACUCGGGUCUUGCACUGGAGGGGAAGUUGUUGUCUAUGGCACGAGAGAUCAAAGAGCAAUUCAGACUCCUUCACAACCUGACCUCCUUGUCAUUGACCACGGGGUACUCUGUCAUCCAAUGCGAGGAUGGUUACAUCGCUGACCACGAGACGUUGAAAUGUGUCGCCUGCACAACCGGCUAUUUCUAUGAAAGGGCUACAUCAGGGGGACAAUGUACCCCUUGUGUCUAUGGUUACUAUCAACAUCAACAAGCACAGGUCACGUGCCGAAAGUGUCCAGAGGGCCAAUCAACAGAGAUUAAAGGAAGUCGGAGUAAAAGUGAUUGCAAAGACAUGUGUCACAAGGGCCAGUUUUCACACUCUGGAUUGCAACCUUGCGUCAAAUGUCCACGUGACACUUUUCAGCCAAUGAAAGGACAGGCAUCUUGCUUCGAUUGCUCUGGUAGUUCGAUCACACUACACACAGGAUCAUCUUCGCCUGAUCAGUGUAUCGACCAACUCUAAAGAUCCUGCGUGUGCGCCAAGAAUCGUGUAAUGAAUUAUUGUUCACAAUUGCGUUUAGAUUUGAGGAGUUUUGUCAAUUGCACUUCAUUAAAUAACUUCUAUCUAAAGAAAUGCUCACAUCUUUAACUAAAAUAAGAUGUAAAAGUUUCAUACUUCCCAACACAUUUUUUGCAUGAAUCCUUUUGUUUUUAGAGAUUUGUUUUCAUGUUUUGAUACAAUGAAAGUAUAGAAUUUAUUUAGAAUAAGAUUCCUUUCGCAAGAAGUGUGA